Nasonia vitripennis (jewel wasp) is the source of this 572-nucleotide messenger RNA. RefSeq lists its product as uncharacterized. The transcript has 2 exons. The record is from RefSeq and is a predicted model, not a curated record. Bases 233 to 463 code for a protein of 76 amino acids. Lineage: Eukaryota; Metazoa; Arthropoda; Insecta; Hymenoptera; Pteromalidae.
ACGACUUCGGAGUGAUGGCUGCGCUGCUAGCGGAUGGGGUAAGAAUAAUUUUUGGUGAGUUUUUAGUGGCUUUAAAAAAUAAGUACCAGUACCAGGAGAUUCUAAAAAAAUUUAAUCAUCCGUCAUCAGUGCACUUGCGUGUGAACGAUCUUUGCACUGCGCGAAACUAGGAAACAAAUUUGUAAUUGAUCGAAGUUUCAUUUACGCUGGUGGCGUCAGAGGGGAAUAAAGCAUGAGCAAGGAAGACGGAGGCAGUCCACUUAUAUGUCCCUUGAAAACGGAUCCCAAAAAAUACGUGCAGGUCGCUAUUGUGUCCUGGGGCAUCAAGUGUGGUAGCGAUCUAUACUCGGAGUUUAUUACGACAGUAUCUUGCAUGUAUGUUCUUGAAUUGAUGAACAACUUAUAUUAUUGCACGAUUUGGACAACUCUAUUUACGAACAUCAGCAAUAGAAACGACCUAUGAAGUAGUGAAUGAGUAUUUUACGGUUUAUAAAUAAUAUGGAUUUCAAACAUCAACAUGGAAUAUUUUUUUUAUGACAUAAUAUCUAAUUCGCAUAUUUAAAUUUGUUAUC